Molecule: messenger RNA, 4329 nt
Organism: Chionomys nivalis (European snow vole)
Lineage: Eukaryota; Metazoa; Chordata; Mammalia; Rodentia; Cricetidae
Gene: Impa2
Product: inositol monophosphatase 2
Exons: 8
Coding region: 166-1041 (291 amino acids)
Biological process (GO): signal transduction; phosphatidylinositol phosphate biosynthetic process; inositol metabolic process
Molecular function (GO): inositol monophosphate 1-phosphatase activity
Source: RefSeq, a predicted model, not a curated record
UGCCGGCCUUCCUGCUGCAAGGCGCGCGGGCUGAGGCACGGCUUGGCGGGAACGUGAAAAGAGCGUGCGGAACCUCCGGUGUUGGCUGCGGCAACGAGUGGGAGCCCGGGUCCGGCCGCAGCACGCGGAACUGAGCUGAAAGUGGCGGGGCCCGGCGAAGCCGCGAUGAAGCCGAGCAGCGAGGAAGAGGAGGAGACGGUGCGGGGAGUGGGCCCCUGGGACGAGUGCUUCGAAGUGGCGGUGCAGUUGGCGUUGCGAGCGGGACAGAUCAUCAGGAAAGCCCUCGGUGAAGAAAAGCACGUCUCGACCAAAACCUCCGCUGCAGAUCUGGUGACAGAGACAGAUCACCGUGUCGAAGACUUGAUAGUUUCUGAGUUGCGAAAGCGGUUUCCUUCCCACAGCAGGUUCAUUGCAGAAGAGGCCACAGCCUCCGGAGCCAAGUGUGUGCUCACCCCCAGCCCAACCUGGAUCAUCGACCCCAUCGAUGGCACCUGCAACUUCGUGCACAGAUUCCCUACUGUGGCAGUCAGCAUCGGAUUUGCUGUUCACCAGGAGCUGGAAUUCGGAGUGAUUCACCACUGCACAGAGGAGCGGCUGUAUACCGGCAGGAGGGGCCAGGGUGCCUUCUGCAAUGGCCAGCGGCUCCAGGUCUCCAGGGAGACAGAUCUCGCCAAGGCCUUGGUUCUGACAGAAAUUGGGCCCAAACGUGACCCCGAUACUCUGAAAGUUUUCCUGAGCAACAUGGAGCGGCUGCUGCACGCCAAGGCUCAUGGGGUCCGAGUGAUUGGAAGCUCCACCUUGGCGCUCUGCUACCUGGCCUCCGGCGCCGCUGAUGCCUACUAUCAGUUUGGCCUUCACUGCUGGGACCUGGCAGCUGCCACAGUCAUCAUCCGAGAAGCGGGUGGCAUUGUGAUAGACACCUCAGGUGGACCCCUUGACCUCAUGUCCUGCCGAGUCGUGGCUGCUGGCACCAGAGAGAUGGCGGCGCUCAUAGCUCAGUUCUUACAGACUGUUAACUGUGGACGGGAUGAUGAGAAGUGAGGCUCGGAGGCUGGAACCCAGCAGCUCCCUGGGAAAGAGCUGUCCCCGUGGUGAAGGCUCGCCGGGACUCGGUGCUUAGCUGAUCUCUCUAAUCUCAUGUAGCCUUUUUCAGGUCGGUACAAGUUCUUUCAUCGGAGCCAAACCCAGAUCUCUUGUGAGGUGUGCGUGAGUCACACAGUCUUGAUUGUUUUUCCAAAACGUAAAUCUCAGGUAGUAAAGCUUUAGAACUUGCUCUCAGGCCCUCCCCUGCCUGUGGUAAUACAGAAUGCAAUAAAUCAGGAUUACAGCGUCCUGCUCUUUGUUCCCCUCCGGCCUCUGGUUCUCAGGCUUCCUGAAUCCCCACGCUGUGCAGGCAAGUUACUGACGUCACCCCAGCCAUGGCAACAAUGAACACAUUUCCCCAAAUAUCAGUCUCCUGAUCUACAGACUGAAUUUAAUUGUGCAUAUAGAUCAUCUUUAGCCAUUUUUUUUAUACUGCCUUUAGCGGACCUUCAGGGAGUAUAAAAUUAAAAUGAUAUAUAUAGAACCUUUAUUGAAGCCAACAUGUAUUGAAAGGGGGAAAAAUGAGAAACUGAAAAACAAUACUAAAAAAAAUUUUUUUCAUUUUGGUUUUUCAAGACAGGGUUUCUCUGUGUAGCUUUGGAGCCUAUGCUGGAACUCCCUCUGUAGACCAGGCUGGCCUCAGACUCACAGAGGUCCACCUGCCUUUGCCUCCUGAGUACUGGGAUUAAAGGUGUGCACCAACACUGCCUGGCUCAAUAAUAAAAUAUUUUGUGACAAAUAUUUUUUUAAUCUUUUAGGAGUUGCAACUUUUUUAACAAUGGAGUUUGGUUUUGGUUCUUUUGGGCUUUUUUUGUUUGGUUGGUUUUUUUGUUUUGUUUUGUUUUUUGGUGAGGGGGUGGUACUGGGAUAGAAUUCAGGCCCUCCUGCAUGUUAGACAGGCUUCCUACCACUGAGCUACAUUGCAGCUCUAAGCACCAGAAUUCUGGUUCUGACUCUAGACUGUUGCAUGACUGUAGACAUGGCCCAGGUGUCUCUGAAAUAUCUGUAAAAAACCUCAGGGCGGGCUGGAGAGAUGGCUCAGUGGUUAAGAGCAUUGACUGUUCUUCCAGAGGACCUGAGUUCAAUUCCCAGCAACCACAUGGUGGCUCACAACCAUCUGUAAUGAGGUCUGGCGCCCUCUUCUGGCCUACAGGCAUACAUGCAAGCAGAAUAUUGUAUACAUAAUAAAUAAAAUCUUUAAAAAAAAAAAACAAAAAAAAAAACCUCAGGGCAACCAAAACAAAAACCAAAAAAACUCAGGGCGUUUUUCUGUCUUGCGAGCCUGCCAGUUCCAAACAUGCCGUACCGUAGUUGUCGUCAGGGAGAGAGAUAAUGCUUUCCUUUUGUGCUGGGAAAGACCUUGUUCUUUUUUAUCUGUUUGUUGUUGUUGAUUUUUGAAACCGGGUUUUUCUGUGUUGCCCUGGCUGUCCUGGAACUCACUCUGUAGACCAGACUGGCCUCAAACUCACAGAGAUCUUCCUGCCUCUGCCUCCCGAGUGCUGGGAUUAAAGUCACACACCACCAUGCCUGGCACCUUGUUCUUAAUUAGUGGGAAAUUAUUGUACUUCUCUUGUUUGGCUGUAAAGUGAGCACUGUGCCUUUGUCAAGUUCUCUUUCUCUUUGAGGAGAUUGUCGCACGGGACUGCACGGGCAAAAAGCAAAGCUCUCCGUCCUUGGUCCUCUUGGGACAAUCGCCAUGGUCUUUUCUAGUUCACACUCCUAAAUACUUCCAAACUCAGUUCCGCCAUUUUGAGAUGGCUUUUGGAAUUUUUUUGCUUUUUUUCAUCUGCAGAUGCUGUUUUGUUUAUCUGCGUGAUUGUUUCAUACAUGUUCGUUGUAGUAGCACACUUUUUCCACAGGUGAAUUGUGUUUUGUUUCUUUGAGACAGGAUCUCCUGAAUCCCAGGCUGGCCCAGAACUUUCAGCAUAGCCAAGAAUGGCCUUGAACUCCUGAUCUCCAGCCUCCCACCUCCCCGCUGCUGGGAUUACGGUCAUUUGCCACCAUGCCUGGCAAUAAGAUGUUUUCUGAUUACCCUGGCAGGCUCAGAUUUGUGCCAUUUCAUUUUCUCAGCAUAUACUCAGAACAGCACCUAGCACAUGUGCAGAUACAUAAGACAUACCUCCGACUCUUUACUGUGCAUUGUGAUAUGUAGUGCUUAGUUAGGAAGAUCUCUUGGAUUGAAUGAUUAUGGGGUGAUCUUCAAAUAAGUAACUGCAGGAACAGCCGCUCCUCAGGUCUUCAGAGCACUUAAGCUGUGUCUGCAUCUCACUGACACUCAGUAGCUGAGUCUAAACCGACUCUGAGCUGACAUAAUCCUAUUACUCCGAGAGAAACAGAGAGCUCUGAGCAACAGGGAAGCCCCAAGACUGGGCCAGGCAGGAACCAUGCUGGCUCACUUGCUUGUUUGCCCGCUCACUCUCUCCUUGAGGGAUCCGUUAAGAAUGUAGCUGGCCAGAUUCUUCUGUGGUGCUCCAAGUCAAUAAAAUACCCACCCACCCUCCCACACAGGUCAUUUUUAUUUCUGUUCCACAUAGCAUUCAUCUUAUCUGGUGGUCAUCGAGUCCCGGCCUUCAGAAUUCUCACUGGCUUCCACACACUUGCCCCAACAGCAUCUUUAUUUCAACAGCUUUGCUGGUAGCGUCCUGUCACAGCGGUUCUCUUCCUGUGGGUCGCGAUGACCCCUUUGGGGGACCGAAUGGCUUUCACAGUCGGAAAACUCAUAUAGUUUCAUUAUGAUUCAUAACAGUAGCAAAAUUGCAGUUAUGAAGUAGCAACGAAAUAAUUGUAUGGUUGGAGUCACCACAACAUGAGGAACUGUAUUAAAGGGUCACAGCAUUAGGAAGGUUGAGGGCCACUGCUCUCAAGGGUGCUUUGGGCCUGCCUUUUGUCAGCUAGCCAGAUGAUAAAAACCCUGUCGUCCACAGCAGGGGGUCAGUCAGGUGUGGGCCUGUGGUUUGGUUAAUGCUCCCUCAGGAAAGCCGCUGAACCUCCCUUUCCUAGCCUGCCCUUACCGCAGAAGUGUCCAUGGGCAUCCUGGGAAACCAUCAGGUGGAUUUCUGUUUUUUGUUUGUUUGUUUGUUUUGUUUUUACUGAGUUUAUCUCCAACUUUCCUCAACAAGUACAACAUGGUGUUCUGUACAAAUUCUUCCCUGUGGUUCUCAACUAGUUAUCACUGUGGUGUGCUGUUCUGUGAUAUUUUGAUCACAUUCUUAUGCUCCUGAGACCGCCAAUAAAGUUUGCUUUGAA